AUGGGCUCCAACACCGACUUCUCUCGUCCUAUAGCCUCUCCACGGCAGACUCCCGUGUAUCAGUCAGCACACACGUCCUCUACGGCUGUGAACUCGGACGACUACAUCCCCUCGCCCGCCUGGGCGCCUGGCCAGCAGCGUGCCGGAAACGGCUUCCUGACGGAAUCCCACGACGCCUUUGGCUCCCGAUCCAGCAGCCCGUCACUGCGACACAGCGGUCAGGCCAGCGCUGCUGACCUGGCCUACCUCAAGCGCAACCGCCCGGUGUCGUCCAAUCAGAGCCAUCUCACCCUUGCGGGACUGCUUCCUCAUACGCCGGAGCCGACCCUGGAGAAGGACUGGGUCGUGCCUGGUACUGUGGCCCGUCUGCAUGACCGUGACGAUGCCGAUAUCUGGAAGGGAUGGCGCCGCUUUCUCUACAAGUUCACGCCAAUGAUGACAGUCCUCAACACUGGACUUUACUUGCUCUAUUUGGCUCUGCGCAUCUACUGCGUCGUCUCUGCGCAAAACGCUUUCGGCGCUGUCUUUGUUGCCGCCUGGAUUUUCAUCGCUGUUGAGCUCUCUACCGCCAUUCCAUCUCUGCUGCACAAUGGCUGGACCAUCAUGUCUGUUCGCCGGCGGAACCGCCCCAAGUUGCGGCUUAUGGGCGAUGACGUCCCGACCGUCGAUGUGUUUGUCACGUGCUGCAAGGAAGACGACGAUCUCGUUAUGGAUACCGCUCGUGCUGCAUGUGAUCUGGACUACCCUAAGAACCGCUUCCGGGUUAUUAUUCUCGAUGACGGCAAGGUUGAAAGCUUGGCCAAGGCUGCUGAGGCUCUGUCGGCUACCUACCCGAACCUGUUCUACAUCGCCCGUCCCAAGUUUCCUGGUGUCCCCCAUCAUUUCAAGGCUGGUAACCUCAACUACGGUCUCGAUGCUGUCCACAACUUCCCUGGCGGUGCUGGCGAGUACAUGGCAGCUCUGGACGCCGACAUGAUUCCCGAACGCUCGUGGCUUCGUGCUGUCGUCCCUCAUCUAGUUGCCGAUCCUAAGAUGGCCCUGGCUUGCCCGCCACAGCUGUUCUACAACACCCCUCCGUGCGACCCGUUGGCACAGAGCUUGGACUUCUUCGUGCACGUUAUUGAGCCUAUCAAGGACACUAUGGGCGUUGCUUGGUGUACUGGAUCUGGUUACGUCGCACGCCGCGAGGCACUGGACGAGAUUGGCAACUUCCCUCUUGGCUCGCUGGCUGAGGAUGUCGCUACCCCUACGAAGAGGCUUGGCGCUGGCUGGAAGACUGCCUUUAUUCACGAGCCCCUGCAGUACGGAACUGUCCCUGACGAUUUCGCCAGUCAUCUGAAGCAGCGUACCCGUUGGGCUAUCGGUACCGUGGACACGUCAUUCAAGCUGAAGUUUUUUCUGUGGGGCGACUCCAUCAAGCAGAUGACCUUUGCUCAACGCUUUUCUGGCUUCCUGUACGCGGUCCUUUCGCUUUACACGAUUCUCCUGACGAUUUCACUGUUUGCCAUUCCCAUCAUCCUGAUCUGGGGUAAGCAGCUGGUUGCGUACACCAACGAGAACCAGCUGCGGUGGCUGGUGCGGGCUUGCUUCGCGACGACAAUGUCCAACCGUCUUUGCGAGUUUGUUCUGUUCAUUCCUGCUGGCUACCACACUGGCCAGCGCGGUUCCCGGUACCAGCUGUGGAUGUCGCCCUACAUUGCGCUAUGUCUGAUCCGGUCCUUUAUGCUGCCCAAGUGGCUUGGUGGCGUGACGCAGGCCUUUACCCCUACCGGUUCCAUUGCGUCGGCACUGAACGAACGUGACGCCAAGGCACGCAAGAACAUGUUCCGGCGUGUGUUCGGCGUCGUGUUCAGCUACAUGGCCUGGUUCCACAUGACAUACGUGUAUGUCACGCUCGUGGGCGUGGCCAUGUCGACCUACCGGUGCUUUUACAUGUAUUCGGGUGUCAAGCCUGUGCUUCACGGUCUGGUUACGCAUGCUUUCUGGCCUCCAUUGACUUUCGUCUUUAUCUGCAGCGCCAUGUGGACGCCGAUUGCCUAUGCCAUUGACCCUCCCUCCAUGCCUGAGCGCGAGGAGCUGCUGGACCGGGACCCGAAGACUGGCGUGGCGCACCCGACAAAGGCCCCCAAGAAGAUUGCGUUUGGUGGCCAGUCAGCGUGGUACGAGCUGGAGUACACGUUCACGACGGCCUACACGGUCCUGAUCUUCGUCAUGUCGUUCAUGUCUUACGUGUUUUAA
Grosmannia clavigera kw1407 is the source of this 2238-nucleotide messenger RNA. RefSeq names its product glycosyl transferase, family 2. Bases 1 to 2238 code for a protein of 745 amino acids. Lineage: Eukaryota; Fungi; Ascomycota; Sordariomycetes; Ophiostomatales; Ophiostomataceae. The transcript is spliced from 3 exons. The record is from RefSeq and is a predicted model, not a curated record.